Messenger RNA from Cladophialophora yegresii CBS 114405, 1395 nucleotides. RefSeq lists its product as uncharacterized. Bases 1 to 1395 code for a protein of 464 amino acids. Lineage: Eukaryota; Fungi; Ascomycota; Eurotiomycetes; Chaetothyriales; Herpotrichiellaceae. The transcript has 3 exons. Gene Ontology annotation, molecular function: hydrolase activity, acting on carbon-nitrogen (but not peptide) bonds, in linear amidines. The record is from RefSeq and is a predicted model, not a curated record.
AUGGCUACGGACGGAAUUAAUGGCAUCAAUGGUGUCAAUGGCACGCGGUCGAAACACGACAUAGCUGCUUUGAAAGUCAGUCAGUCGCGGUUGCUGGACGCCAUUCACACGGGUUGCAAAUUCGGCGCCGCGCACAGAUAUGGAGACGAUCCAACCGAGACGGGUAUGGCAAGGUUGAGUCUGAACGACGCCGAUAAACAAGUACGGGACUGGUUCACCAAGACGGCUGAGUCGCUGGGCUGUUCAACAACCGUUGACCAGAUGGGUAACCAGUUCGCUGUCAGACCUGGCAAGAAUGCAACACAGCCGCCAAUCAUGAUCGGCUCACAUCUCGACACUCAGCCAACUGGCGGGAGAUAUGAUGGGAUCUUGGGAGUCAAUGCUGGGCUCGAAGUGCUCAAGGUCUUGCACGAGAACAAUGUUGAGACGGAAGGUAGUAUUGGAGUUGUCAACUGGACAAACGAAGAGGGAGCCCGCUUUCCGAUGAUGGCGGUCUCCUCGGGGGUGUGGGCUGAAGCUGUUCCGUUGGAAACAGCUUGGAAUCUGCCAGAGGUGUCGGCUGGUGAAGACGGCCAACGAAAGACGAUGAAGCAGGAGCUCGAGAGGAUCGGGUACCUCGGUUCGCAACCGGCAUCUUACAAAGCUUUCCCGAUCGCCGCACACUUCGAACUCCAUAUCGAGCAGGGUCCCAUACUCGAGGCCGAGAAAAGAAGGGUCGGAGUUGUGAAAGGUGUGCAAGCUUUUAAAUGGUUUGAGGUCACAGUCAGAGGACGAGACACCCAUGCAGGCACCACACCGUUCUCCGCUCGGAUGGACUCAAUGCUCUGCGCCGCGAAGCUCAUUGUUGAGUCGAAUGCAAUCGCGAAGAAGCUUGGAGGGCUUGCAACAACAGGGAUUCUGAACCAGCAACCUGGAUCUAUCAACACCAUGGCCCAUACCGUCACUUUUACUCUGGAUAUCCGCCACGUGGAAGAUGCAAAGCUCUCUGAGAUUGAGCAAGCAUGUCGCUCAGAGUUUGCCAGGAUUGCAGAGAAAGAGAGCGAGAAGGGUUGUAAAGUGGAAUGGAAGGAAUUGGUCGACAGCCCAGCCGUGAACUUCCACCCGGAUUGUAUUGCUGUCGUCGAGGAAAGUGCGAAGGACGUUUGUGAGGGCUUGCCAAUGACCGCUGAGGAUGGACAGUUGUGGAAACAUAUGAUCAGCGGAGCUGGUCAUGACAGCUGCUAUACCAAUCGUCGUUGUCCGACAAGCAUGAUCUUCUCCGUCACCAAAGACGGCGUGAGCCAUAAUCCGCAGGAGUACUGUAGUCCGGAGGACUGUGCCGUUGGCGUCCAGGUAUUGCUUGGGGCCGUACUCAGAUAUGACCAGCGGCGCGCUGAGAGAGGGGAUUUUGCCUGA